Molecule: messenger RNA, 875 nt
Organism: Acaromyces ingoldii
Lineage: Eukaryota; Fungi; Basidiomycota; Exobasidiomycetes; Exobasidiales; Cryptobasidiaceae
Exons: 3
Coding region: 30-842 (270 amino acids)
Biological process (GO): tail-anchored membrane protein insertion into ER membrane
Source: RefSeq, a predicted model, not a curated record
ACGAAGCAGUACCGCUGGUAGGAUCCAAGAUGCACCCGGCACUGAUCAUCCUGCUUGUCGUCUUCGGCACACACAUCAUCGGUCUCAUCGGCCGGGAGCGGAUCCAGGCAGCUCUGCUCCCGCUCUACCUCCGGCUCCUCUAUCGAGCCGACUUGCAGGCGCAAAAGAGGCUCAAGAAAGACAUCUUCGAGACCCGGCAGACACUCAACAAGACGAGCAGCCAGGACGAGUUUGCCAAAUGGGCAAAGCUGCGUCGUAAUGUCGACAAGAUGGUUGGCCAGCUCGAGGCCGUCAAUGGCAAGUUGGUUUCCGCUUCCUCUACCCUUUCGAUCCUGCUUCGAGUCGUGCUUUUCCUUGCGACGACAUUGUUCCCCUUUGUCUUGACGUUUUACUUUGGAAAGACGCCCAUGUUCUUUCUCCCGCCUUCGGGCACCGUCUCGUCGCGGCACCUGGGCGCAACCGAGUCGCCAAAGCUGGCCCCGAUGGGCUUUCAGAUCCCAAAGCACCACGUUCACGCCUGGGACAUGGCCAAUGAGACCUACUUGGGUCCAUUUGGCUGGCUUUUGAGCAUGACAGCAGCACCAAGGGGCUCGGUCAGUGCAGGCAUGUGGUCGACUGUAUGCACUCGAGUGGCCCUCCUCGUGACUUCCCAGAUCAAGGACUGGAUUCAAGCUGCCACGUCCAAAGCAGCUCCCAAGAGCAAAGCAUCAAAGGCUGACGAAGAGCCGAGAGAAAAGUCGGAGAAGGAAAGUAUUCCAGUCGCCGGCGAGACAAAAACCCCUUCCGCCGCCCGACGAAGAGCCACCGCCGCUGCCGCUGCUGGAGGCAAAGAGGAGCUGUAAAAGAUAGAUUGACUGAACUUGAUGAACAUUUCU